Phialemonium atrogriseum is the source of this 1479-nucleotide messenger RNA. RefSeq names its product Glutarate-semialdehyde dehydrogenase DavD. The record is from RefSeq and is a predicted model, not a curated record. NCBI's taxonomy places the organism in Eukaryota, Fungi, Ascomycota, Sordariomycetes, Cephalothecales, Cephalothecaceae. Gene Ontology annotation, molecular function: succinate-semialdehyde dehydrogenase (NAD+) activity. The coding region runs from base 1 to 1479 and encodes 492 amino acids. The transcript is spliced from 3 exons. Gene Ontology annotation, biological process: GABA catabolic process.
AUGUCAUCUGAUGCCCUGCAAACGCUACGAGACCCGUCACUGCUGGUGACGGCCGGCCUGGUCUCCGGCCAGUGGCGGGCGCCAAACGGAAUGACAUUCCACGUCUACGAGCCGUCAUCUGGGACCGUGUUGGGAAACUGUGCAAAUCUUGGCCGGCAAGACUUCCUCGAUGCCAUCGAUGGCGCCGAAAGCGGAACCCGAAUUUUCCACCAAGGAACGACGGCUAAGGAGCGUGGCGCUAUUCUGCGUAAAUGGUUUGACCUGGUCACGGCCAACACAGAAGAUUUGGCUACUAUUCUGUCGCUGGAAAAUGGCAAAACAUUUGCAGAGGCGAAGGGGGAGGUGAUCUAUGCGGCAUCUUUCAUCUCGUGGUUUGCCGAGGAGGCGACUCGCUCCUACGGCGAUACCAUCCCCUCGUCAUACGCCAAUGCUACUGUGCUUACAUACAAGGAGCCCGUCGGAGUUUGUGGCAUCAUCACGCCGUGGAACUUUCCAGCAGCCAUGAUUACUCGCAAGAUAGCCCCGGCACUAGCAGCCGGAUGCUCCGUGGUCAUUAAGCCGCCUAGCGAGACUCCAUUUACGGCUCUUGCGCUUGCGAAGCUUGCUUUGGUUGCCGGAGUCCCAGCAGACUGUCUCCAUGUGGUGCCGACAAGAGAUCGGGCGGCGUCAAUGACUCUAGCAACAGACCCCAGGGUGAAGAAGCUGAGCUUUACGGGGUCUACCGGUGUAGGCAAGAUCCUAACUCGUGCCGCGGCUGGGACGAUGAAACGUGUUAGUAUGGAAUUGGGAGGCAAUGCACCUUUUAUAGUGUUUGAUGAUGCAGACCUCGACGUGGCAGUCGAAGCAGCCAUGAUCUGCAAAUUCCGCUGCUCGGGACAAACCUGCGUGUGCGCAAAUCGACUACUAGUACAUGAGAAGGUCAAGGACGAGUUCGUCUUGCGACUUGUCAAGCAGGUGCGGACACUGAAUCUGGGUCGGGGCAUCGACGAAGGAGUCACCCAAGGCCCACUUGUCAACGCCGCUGCCGUGAACAAGGUCGACGCCCAUGUACGCGACGCGGUCAGUAAAGGGGCCAUCUUACACACGGGUGGGAAGAGACCUGAGGGCCUUGAUGGAUAUUUCUACGAGCCCACGGUGAUCAGCAACGCCAAUGCCCAGAUGGAGGUGGCUGUCGACGAGACUUUCGGCCCUCUGGCGGCUAUCUUUACCUUCACGAGCGAGGAUGAGGCCGUGCGAAUGGCAAACGCUACUGAGUACGGACUCUCUGGGUACUUCUUCAGCCAGAACAUAGGACGCGUCAUGCGAGUCGCCCGGCGACUGGAUUGCGGCAUGGUUGGCGUCAAUACAGGUUUGAUCAGUGCCGCCGAGAGCCCCUUUGGCGGAGUCAAGGAAAGCGGCAUGGGCCGUGAAGGGAGCAAGUAUGGCCUUGCCGAAUACCAGAAUAUCAAGGCCGUCACGAUUGGUAAUCUGCAGAACUGA